GAGGGGUUGGUGGUUUUGUCCAAACGCGUGCUGAGACGCAAGGAGGGCAGGAGUUAUACCUUCGCUGUGUAUGUAUGUGUGUCGGUGUGUGUGAGAGUAUAUAUAUGCAGGAUAAGGCACGUCAUACUUGUAGGUGUUUCCAUGGUGAUUCGCUUUAUAAAAGUGAUGGCAGGAGCCAACUUCGUCUGUCCAUGCAAGCAGGGACGAGCCAGAGCUGUCAUCAUCACCACCAACUUUGAAGCGAGCUCUCUCUCUUCGCUACACCUUUACCAAGGGACGCAGCGCGCGCCGGCGACGUGAGACGUCGCAGGGAGACAGAGAGAGCGCAGAGCCAUGCUUCUGCUGCCCAGCCUCGACGCGGUGUCGGCCGCGAGCACCGUCACCGCGUGCCUCGCGUCGCUCGUGCUCCUCGUCACCGUCGUGCAGCAGCUAUGGAGGCUGCGCUGGUCGGCGGGGCGAGACAAGAGCAGCGCCCUGCCGCUGCCCAAAGGCUCCAUGGGCUUCCCCGUGGUGGGAGAAACGUUCCACUGGAUGGUGCAGGGUUCACGCUUCCACGCGUCUCGCCGGGAGCGCUACGGCAACGUGUUCAAGACGCACCUGCUCGGCCGGCCCGUGGUGCGCGUGACGGGCGCAGAGAACGUGCGCCGAGUGCUCAUGGGCGAGCACGCGCUCGUCAGCUCGCAGUGGCCGCUCAGCACCCGCCUCUUGCUGGGAGCCAACAGCCUGGGCAUGUCCGUGGGAGACGCGCACAGGAACAAGCGCAAGGUGAUGGCGCAGGUGUUCAGCCACGCGGCGCUGGAGGGAUACCUGCCGCAGGUGCAGCUGAUGGUGCGUGCGGCAGUGUCGCGCUGGCGGGACUGCGCCAGCGUCGUCACGGUGUACCCCGAGUGCAAGACGCUGACGUUCCGCGUGGCGCUGCACGUGGUGGUGAGCUCGCGCAUCGCGCCCCACGAGGAGGCGCUGCUCGCCGACGCCUUCGAGCAGUUCGUCGAGAACUUCUUCUCCCUGCCGCUCGACGUGCCCUUCAGCGGCCUGCGCAAGGGCCUCAAAGCCAGGAAGGUGUUGCACGGUUACCUGGACAAGCUCCUUCGCGACAAGCUCGAGCGGCCGGAGUUUAAGGAGUCCCAGGACGCCAUGGACAUCCUCAUCAGCAGUGCCAAGGAGCAUGGCAAGGAGAUGUCCAUGCUGGAGCUGAAGGAAGCGGCCGUGGAGCUGAUUUUCGCUGCGCACGCCACCACGGCGAGCGCCAGCACGUCGCUCGUGCUGCAGAUGCUCAAGCACCCCGACACGCUGGCGCGCCUGCGGCGGGAGCUCGCAGAUGCCGGCCUCGGCGGGGGUCCGGCGGCAGCGGCGGCGGCGGCUGCGGGAACGGCAGAGCGUCCUCCGCUCACCCUGGGACGCCUCGUCGGCCUGCGCUACCUCGACUGCGUCGUCAAGGAAGUGCUGCGGCUGCUGCCGCCCGUGUCCGGCGGCUACCGCACGGCGCUCAAAACCUUCGAGCUCGAGGGCUGCCAGAUCCCCAAGGGCUGGAGCGUCCUCUACAGCAUCCGCGACACGCACGAGACGGCGCCGGCCUUCAGCUCGCCGCUUGACUUCGACCCCGACCGCUUCGACGCGACGCGCGCCGAGGACUCGAAGGAGCGCUUCAGCUACCUGCCGUUCGGCGGCGGCGUGCGCAGCUGCCUGGGCAAGGAGCUCGCCAAGCUCAUCCUCAAGGUGCUAGCCGUCGAGCUCGCCGGCGGCUGCACCUGGGAGCUGGCGAGCGCCGAGUACCCGCGCAUGCAGACGGUGCCUAUCGUCCACCCGGUGGACGGACUCCACGUGCGCUUCAAGGCCCUGCCCACGGACGAGGGGGUCGAGAAGAAGCCGCCAGCGGUGCCGGUGGCGGUUCCGGAGAGCGACGACGCCGAGCGGGAGGAGUGACUCCUCCCGCUCGGGGGAUCCUCCUGCGUCACGGCGGACGGGGGGAUGUGACGCGGUGCGGAGAGACGACAGAGAGACGGAGGAGAGAUGGUGUUGAGGUGUUAUAUACCCCUUGCGCGCGUGUCUGUGGGUGCGGGGGGCGGCGUAGCGGUGAGGGUGCCGCGCUACGAGCGCGGUGACCCGAGUUCGAUUCCCGCUCACGGCCACCAGCACCAGUGAUGAUUAUCUGAACCGGUCCUGGGCCUCCCCUUGGUCGAUUCAGCCUCAAAUGAGUACCUGGUGUGGUGUGUAAACAUCG
This is a messenger RNA of Petromyzon marinus (sea lamprey), 2221 nucleotides long. RefSeq names its product cytochrome P450 26B1-like. Gene Ontology annotation, molecular function: iron ion binding; heme binding; oxidoreductase activity, acting on paired donors, with incorporation or reduction of molecular oxygen. Gene Ontology annotation, biological process: sterol metabolic process. NCBI's taxonomy places the organism in Eukaryota, Metazoa, Chordata, Hyperoartia, Petromyzontiformes, Petromyzontidae. The record is from RefSeq and is a predicted model, not a curated record.